AUGAGCGCAACGUUGGAUAACCUUGAAGAGGUUGGCCACUGGCUUAAAGCAAAGGUGAUUGCUACUCAGUUCCGACCAGUCGAGCUCCACGAACGGAUCUGCUGCAGUGGUCGGAUUAGCGAUAUGAAUUCCGACGUCGUUAUCCGAGAAGUUCCGAAGAGAUUUCGAAUUCCUGGCGACCCUGAAUUUGUUUUAGGUUUAGCAGCCGAAGGAAUUUUCUUUCGAAAGCUUGUUCUCGUAUUCAGUUCAUCAAAAGCGGACGUUGAAAAGGUGGCUCUGGAUUUGGCAAAAAUCUUGGAUGAAAUCUAUCGCUCGAAUCAGGUGAUUGCUGCUCGUCUAGAUCGAGUUGCCCUUUAUCGAAUCAGAGUCAGUCUGGAGCAAUGUGCUGGUGCUGUUGAUGCCGUUCUAGCGCAGACCCUUCCGAGAGGAGUUGCUUUUCAUCACGCAGGUCUCUCCUUUUCAUCAAUACUUAAACCAGUUACUUAUCAUGUCGCAUAA
Molecule: messenger RNA, 498 nt
Organism: Cooperia oncophora
Lineage: Eukaryota; Metazoa; Nematoda; Chromadorea; Rhabditida; Trichostrongylidae
Source: the annotation of a GenBank genome assembly